Messenger RNA from Physella acuta, 816 nucleotides. RefSeq names its product ankyrin repeat domain-containing protein 50-like. The record is from RefSeq and is a predicted model, not a curated record. Gene Ontology annotation, molecular function: protein binding. Lineage: Eukaryota; Metazoa; Mollusca; Gastropoda; Physidae.
AUGACAGCCUUGAUGUGGGCAGCUAAAACAAAAAACGGGAAUGUCCUUAACCUUCUACUUGACCUUAAGCCCGAGGUCAACUGUGUUGACCUCCAACAGACAACAGCCUUUGCUCAAGCAGUGAUCAGCAGUAACGUGCAGAUGGUAGCCAAUUUGAUACAAGCUGGAGCAGAUGUUAACGUCGCAUCUAACUGCCAAGUAGAAUGCAAUGCAAUUUUAGAUGAAUAUGGCAGAACAUCCUUGUACAUCGCAGCUGCUUUGGGAAAUUUGAAACGAUUACGCCAUUUUGGUGCAAAAGUAGAUACAAUAGACCAUGUUGGAAAUUCCACAUUGUUUAUUUUAGUAUUUUACAAACACAAAGAGUUAACCAAAUAUUUGCUUGAAUGUGAAGCCGAUGUAAACUUGAUAUGUGAUUCUCUAUGCUCGCCUUUAUUUGUUGCUGUUUUGUAUAACGACACGGAGCUUGAAAAGUUGUUGAUUCAACAUGGCGCGGUUGUUGACAAAUGCAAAGAUUCAGAGCUGGUGGCUGCUCUUGGGUAUGAAAAUAUUGAAAUGGCUAUAGCCGUACUAGAAAUUAGAGCUAAUCCUAAUCUACGCGAUAAGAACAAUACACCGGCACUAAUGAUAGGUAUGAAACUUGCAAGUCAUAUAAAUGAUUAUAUUGUUAGUGCACCUUCGAGAACCUUGUCUUAUUAUGAUAAAAUAAAAGUAUGGGAAAACAAAAUCAAGCAUUUAACCCAGUCAUUUUUGAGAAAUGGAGCAAAUGUUUCAGCUACUGAUGAUGAAGGUAACACUUGUUUAGUCUUAGCUGUUUAG